GUAUACGCGCGCUUCCUCCGCUCUGCUAGGCAAGAGGGCUUUCUGUCCUUUCGUCAAAAGUGGAAAAGACGGCGGCAGCCACCACUGGAAAUCCAAGAUCUCAGAAAUAACUCUGAUUGCCCAAAGCGGCAGCGAGAGGAAAGAGGAAGGCAUCGUUACUACAUCCCCCACAGCCAGUAGUUUCCCUUAACCCGGAAGUAAUUCUCACUUCCUCCUCUUCUUCUAGGGUUGGAAAGAGAGGACGAGCAGGUCUGGCCCGGCAUGCCCCGGGCUUCCGGUGACCUCUGGCCCUUUUCUGUCGUCCGCUGCUUAACGUGCUCUUUCGCUUACCUUUUGCCUUCCCUCCGUGGCUCCCAUCUUCCUUCGCACGCUGCCUGGUGACUCUGGCGCCCACGACCAGCAGAGAGAUUGUGGCGGAGGACACUCGUAAUGGCCGCCUCUAAGCCUGUGGAGGCGGCGGUGGUCGCGGCAGCUGCUCCGGGAUCCGGGAGCGGGGUGGGCGGCGGCGGCGGCGGUGGGACAGCAGGCACGGGGGGCCUACCGCGAUGGCAGCUGGCGCUGGCGGUCGGGGCACCUCUGCUCUUGGGUGCAGGUGCCAUGUACCUGUGGAGCCGGCAGCGGCGGCGCGGGGAAACCGGGGGCCGGGGUGACGCCGGCGGCCUGAAGCGCAACAGUGAACGGAAGACCCCAGAGGGCAGGGCCAGUCCGGCCCCUGGCAGUGGACACCUCGAAGGCCCCGGUGCUCACCUGGAAAUGAACUCUCUUGAUAGAGCCCAAGCAGCCAAGAACAAAGGCAACAAAUAUUUUAAAGCAGGAAAAUACGAACAAGCUAUUCAGUGCUAUACUGAGGCUAUCAGUUUGUGCCCUACAGAGAAGAACGUUGACCUUUCCACAUUUUAUCAGAACAGAGCUGCUGCCUUUGAACAGUUGCAAAAAUGGAAAGAGGUGGCACAAGAUUGUACAAAGGCUGUUGAACUUAAUCCCAAAUAUGUGAAAGCACUCUUUAGACGUGCAAAAGCCCAUGAGAAGCUAGACAAUAAGAAGGAAUGUUUAGAAGAUGUGACUGCUGUCUGUAUAUUAGAAGGAUUCCAAAAUCAGCAAAGCAUGCUGUUAGCUGAUAAAGUUCUUAAACUUCUCGGCAAAGAGAAAGCCAAAGAGAAAUACAAGAAUCGUGAACCUCUGAUGCCAUCUCCACAGUUUAUCAAAUCUUACUUCAGUUCUUUCACGGAUGAUAUCAUUUCUCAGCCCAUGCUUAAAGGAGAGAAAUCUGAUGAAGAUAAAGACAAAGAAGGGGAGGUGUUAGAAGUGAAAGAAAAUUCUGGAUAUUUAAAGGCCAAACAGUACAUGGAAGAAGAAAACUAUGAUAAAAUCAUAAGUGAAUGCUCAAAAGAAAUAGAUGCUCAAGGCAAAUACAUGGCAGAAGCAUUAUUACUACGAGCCACCUUCUACCUGCUUAUUGGCAAUGCCAAUGCAGCCAAACCAGAUUUAGAUAAGGUCAUCAGUUUAAAGGAAGCUAAUGUAAAGCUUCGAGCAAAUGCUCUCAUCAAGAGAGGCAGUAUGUACAUGCAACAGCAGGAGCCUUUGCUGUCUACUCAGGAUUUCAACAUGGCUGCUGACAUUGAUCCUCAGAAUGCAGAUGUUUAUCACCACCGAGGACAGCUGAAGAUACUUCUUGAUCAAGUUGAAGAAGCAGUGGCAGAUUUUGAUGAAUGUAUUAGAUUAAGACCUGAGUCUGCUCUGGCACAAGCUCAGAAAUGUUUUGCAUUGUAUCGCCAGGCAUAUACGGGAAACAAUGCUUCACAAAUCCAAGGAGCUAUGAAAGGUUUUGAAGAAGUCAUAAAGAAAUUUCCAAGGUGUGCUGAAGGCUACGCGCUAUAUGCCCAGGCAUUAACAGAUCAACAACAAUUUGGUAAAGCUGAUGAAAUGUAUGAUAAAUGUAUUGAUUUGGAACCAGAUAAUGCCACAACAUAUGUUCAUAAAGGUUUACUUCAACUUCAGUGGAAGCAAGAUCUGGAUAAAGGUUUGGAGCUUAUCAGCAAGGCUAUUGAAAUUGACAACAAAUGUGAUUUUGCAUAUGAAACCAUGGGAACUAUUGAAGUUCAAAGAGGGAACAUGGAGAAAGCCAUUGACAUGUUCAACAAAGCUAUCAACCUGGCCAAAUCGGAAAUGGAGAUGGCUCAUCUGUAUUCACUUUGUGAUGCUGCCCAUGCCCAGACAGAAGUUGCAAAGAAAUACGGAUUAAAGCCACCAACAUUAUAAAGCAGGGAAGGGAGGAAAAUGGCCCUCUUUUUAGAAGUUUAUCCCCUCUUCAACUGAACCCUACAGACACUGUCAUGAACUGUGUUGAAUGGUGGAACUUAGUAACUUUGGUGUUGUCAUUUGUUACAUCUGUUUCAUGUUAGGUGUUGUGGGAGUGGCUGUUGAAGGGCGUGUGCAGCGCUGCAGCUUUUAUUCCCUGUGCAACAAAAGCUUAAAGCCUGUUAAAGGGUAUUACAGUCAAGUUGCAGAGAGUACAAAUGAUAA
Messenger RNA from Orycteropus afer afer, 2523 nucleotides. It is a transcript of the gene TOMM70, whose product is annotated as translocase of outer mitochondrial membrane 70. Gene Ontology annotation, molecular function: protein binding. NCBI's taxonomy places the organism in Eukaryota, Metazoa, Chordata, Mammalia, Tubulidentata, Orycteropodidae. The record is from RefSeq and is a predicted model, not a curated record.